Porites lobata is the source of this 825-nucleotide messenger RNA. NCBI's taxonomy places the organism in Eukaryota, Metazoa, Cnidaria, Anthozoa, Scleractinia, Poritidae. The record is from the annotation of a GenBank genome assembly.
AUGGUUCGAUCUGCAGAGGCAACAGAGAUACAACUAAGAGACAUGGCAAACGACUCAGCCUUGCGUGGAAUUGGAGUGGCGAAGAAAAAGCCACCAUUCAGAAAGACACCCUCAGCCAAUGAAGAAAGACCCAGCUCCAGCAAGAUAUUUAAUAGCAGAAAUUGUGGCACAAGAUAUAAUGUAAGAAAAUGCCCAGCAUAUUGCAAGACAUUUUACAACUGCAAGAAACAGCAUCAUUUCCAGAGCUCGUGCUGGUCACAACGUAAAGUCCAUGGGCUAAUGGCAGACAAAGAAGAGGAGAAUAACUGCGAGCCUCCACUGUUUGUAGAAGCAGUCACUACAGAAGUUCAGAUUCCGAAUGACGAGCGCUAUAUGACUUUAUCAGUACAGGAACAUCUCGUGCGACUAAAAGUGGACACUGAUUCAGAAGUGAACAUAAUGCCACAAAAGGAACUCAAGGAGAUUGAAGGGGACAACCCCCAAAUAGAUCUGUGCAACCAAAAGCUGGCUAGAUACUCAGAAGAUUAUCUCAAGGUACUAGGAAUCAUAAAAUUACCUGUGAAAUCCAAGUUAGAUUUUGAACAAGAGCUAACAGUCCAUGCAGUGGAAACAAAUCAGCCAGGGCUGCUGGGACUUCGUUCCUCGCAAAACGUGGGCCUAAUGAAAGUUGUCAUGACAGCAAAAACAGAAGGGGAAGAAACCACCACUGAUCAUAGCAGCCAAACUACAAAAACAUCUCAAGAACUAAAAGAAGAGGACUUUCAGAAAUAUGCACAAGGCUUCACUGGACUUCACUGGGUGUUUAGAGAAACCUUAUCACCUUGA